AUUACCUCCCUUGAGAUAGUUUCCCUAGUCGUACACGGAAGUUUCUGUUUUGAUAGCCAAACGGUGAUGAUGUCAUUGGGUCAGUUACCAUCAACAGUGUGAUAGAAUAAAGAAGAGCCAGUACUUUCACCGGGGAGUUAUGGGAGACCCAACAUCAGGUUACCAUGGUGUUGACCCUAAUGUGUUGGAGCGGGAUGCAGGAAUAUAUGCACAUCAGGCUGUCCAGUUUGACCAAGCUGGGAACUAUGAGACAGCCAAGUUUUAUUACACAGAAGCGGCCCAGGCUCUUCUGUCUGCGGCCCUUGGGGGCUCAGAUAGCCCUCGCAACCAAGUCAUACUAGACAAGGCUAAUGAGUACAUGCUGCGAGCUGAAGUGCUCAAACAGUCAGUGGCCAGUCAGACACCCACCCAGAGAACACAGCCCCUUGGCAGAAGUCAACAACAGCAAGAUCUGGAGCGAGCCCAGUUCCUCCUUCAUCAAGCAUUUGAUGAGGAUGAGAACAACAACAAAGAAGAUGCUGUUGAACUAUACUCAGAGGCCGUGGAACUGUUUAUCAAAAUAAGAAACGAUACAACUGACUCCAGUCUGCAAACUAAAGUUACCAAGAUGGCAACACAGGCUCUUGACAGGGCUGAAAAUUUGAAAAAGAAACUCAAAAUUGCCAGUCCUCAUAAUAACCAAGGGAAACAACUCCCAAGCCAGCCAGGAAGAAUUAUGCCUCCUCUUGGUUUUGGAGCCUUUUCAGAGGAUGAUGAUAAACCUCGGCCCCGUCCACAACCCCAGGGAAUGCCGGGUCCCCCUCCCUCAUCCUCAGGGCCGGCCAAUGUUGGGGCUUCUUCUUACACCAAAGAGGAGAUAGCAGUAAUUAGAAGCACCUCAAAUAUCAAUGGUCGAGAAUAUGUCCCAUUUCUGUCUGUUGAUCUGAAGGAGCGGUUUGCCUUCCCAGUACCUUUCACUGAUAAGGAUGGGAAACUGGCCAUGUCCCCCAAACAGAGGUCACAGUUUGGGAAAUGGGGUCGAGCUGAAGAUUUCUGUGAAGAUCCAAAGAUGAUCCUGGCUGUUUCUCCAUUUAGCAUCAGACAGACCAUAGUGUCUGACUGCAGUUUUGUAGCCUCAGUGGCCAUCAGUGCCCAGUAUGAGCGGAGGUUCAAGAAGAAGCUGAUCACCAGCAUCAUUUACCCCCAGAACCGCCAGGGAGAGCCCGUAUACAACCCGUGUGGGAAGUACAUGGUCAAACUCAACAUUAACGGUGUGCAUCGGAAGGUAUAACUAGUACAAUCACUUCAUCUAGAAUCAGGGAAAUCUUCCUGCGGUGACCUUCUGUGCUCCUUCUCCUGUCGAGAUGAGCUGUGGGUGUCCCUGCUGGAGAAGGCCUACAUGAAGGUCAUGGGCGGAUAUGACUUCCCAGGUUCCAACUCUAACAUUGACUUACAUGCCCUGGCCGGGAUGGAUCCCGGAGAGAGUGGCCUAUCAGACCAGGCAGUCAGGAGUUUGACAAGGACCCGUGAGUUCAAGCUUGACUCCUGGGCAGCUUCCACAAAAGGACACUGUCUGAUAACUGUGGCAACUGGGGAGAUGUCAGAAUCUCAUGCUGAAAGAGCUGGACUAGUGCCAACACAUGCCUAUGCCAUGUUGGAUAUCAGAGAGGUCAAGGGUCAGCGGUUGUUCUUGUUGAAGAAUCCCUGGAACCAUUUACGCUGGAAAGGACAUUUUUCUGAAAAUGAUACAACACAUUGGACACCUGAACUUCAGAAGGCCUUGAACUAUGAUCCCAAAAGUGCUCAGACAUUUGAUAAUGGUGUGUUCUGGAUCGACUAUGACUCCCUGUGUUCAUUCUAUGACGUCUUCUACAUCAACUGGAGUCCCGAGUUAUUCACGCACACCACAUGCAUACACCAUUCCUGGCAUGCCAAGGAAGGUCCCAAGAAAGACAGCUACAAUAUUAGUGACAACCCACAGUAUCGGCUGGAGGUCAAGGCCAGCAAGCCUGCUGCUGUGUGGAUCCUCCUCACUCGACAUAUCAUAGAUAAGGAUGAUUUUGCGGACAACAAGGAGUUCAUUACUGUGUUGCUGUACAAGACUGAGGGCAAGAGAGUCUUCUAUCCCUAUGACCCUCCUCCUUAUAAGGAUGGAGUGAGGAUCAACAGCCCACACUACCUGUGUAAACUGGUGGAGAACAAGGGGACAUCACUCUACACGCUGGUCGUGUCUCAGUAUGAGAAGAACAACAGUAUUCACUACACACUCAGGGUCUACUCCACAUGUGAGUUUUCUCUCAAGCAGUACAAGGACCCCUACAAGUCACAGUACUUCCAGAAGGUGAAUGGUCAGUGGACUCAGACCUCUGCUGGUGGAUGUUCCAACAACUUGGACACACACAAGAACAACCCUAUCUACCAGAUUCUCAUAGACAACAGCAGUACAGACAACUGUAUACAGAUUGAGCUCCUGGGCCCCAAAGUGUACAGUGUUGGGUUUGAGGUGAUAGCAGUCAGUCAGAAUGUACCCAAGGCACCCGGAUCCUUCUCCAAGAAGACAUCAGGAGAUUUCAGACCAGGCUACUGUGUGCUACAGUUGGACAACAUCUCUGGUGGCGUCUACAACAUUCAGCCAUGUACAUUCAGACCUGGGAAGCUAGGACCAUUCUUCCUUGAUAUCAGCAGCAAUGUUGCCUUGAAGAUCUCAGCACUACAGUGAUAUCUAGUGAUCUGCAACCUCCAUGGCCUGUUCCAUGGAACAUCUCCUACAAGAUCUUGCAGAGUCCAGUAAUAUUCAUGCUGAUAUAUUUGGUGCAUUUGUCAGAGAAAGAAUAUACUGUAAAUCUUGAAAUUUAAAGUUUAAAUAACUGCAAAGAUGUAAGUGGUCUUUGACUGCAUUUUUGAAAGUAUGCUUUUAUGUCUCAAUAUUGACUGCCUCCCCAGCUAUCCCUGCAAGUAAAUGAGGACAACAAACAGGCACAAGAAAUGUUAAAUUACUAGACAUGAUGAGUUACCUUUGAAAUUGGAUUUCCUGUUCUGCAGGGCAUUGUUUUAUUUAUAUGCAAAGAUCAAGAUAACUGUUUGUAUUUUGUCUAAAGCUAGAAUUGACUGUACACACAUUUUCUAGAACUUUAGAAAAAAUACCCACUAAUCUAAUGCAAAAUAAUUUGAGGCAAUGAAGGGAAGCAAUUAUAUCUGAAACUAUUAUUUGAACUGGGAUUGAUUAAAUUUAAUAUCAUGUUAGUUGCAGCUAUUACUCUAUAUAUUGAAAUAAUAACCAUAAGUACAGCACUGAGAUGACCACUGACUGCCAGAUGUUGUAUAGGUGUGGAACAGUGCACCUCAUGUCACCUGUGGGGCAUCGUGGACAACACUGACGUAAAACACAAAUAGGACGAGUGAAAUCAUGGCACUUAUGAGACUUUAAUCCAUUCCUUGCAAACCUAGGUUUUGUUUCAAUGUUUGAAGGUAUCAAUGUCAGUAAUCUAAUCAUGUAAAUAACAUUGAAGUUAUCUUCAGUUCACACAUGAUUUCAGGGAGAUUGGUGAAAACAAUAUGGAAUAUAAUAUAGAACAUAGCAACAGCUAUUUAUUCUGGGUUUAUGGAGAAGAAGUUGUAUUAAGUACCAGUUCAUUGAAAUAAGUCACUCAAACAUUAAUGAGCAAUUACAUGGAGAUUUGGUGAUUUUAUUAACAGUGACCAUUUGGUUUGCUUGAAUUAAUGUUUGAUUAAAUACAUCUUAGGUUAACCUCAUGGAUUAGUUUUCUCUCUAAAUUCUGUUCAGGUUGAGUGUGUUGGUAUUGAGCUUCAUUAAGUUCAAGAUUUACAGUAUCUGUUGCAAGGUUUGUUAACCACAUACAGUAUGUUGUUACUGUGAAGUAAUGGCGUCAUCCCUUCAGAACAAUCCAUGUCGAUAAACAUUGUCAUGUCAGUACUGGUCAAAUCUUGGUCAUUUGUAUGACAUGAAGUGGCUGUGAAACAGUCUUGACCUUUGAACUAGAAAGUUGGACUUUUAUCUGCAAAGACAUUCACUCAAGUCUUUGGUUGUGACAAUGGUGUUACAGGUACAGUGCCUUCCAGUGCUUUCAUCAGCAAGUAUAACUGUAUAUUGUUUACAGCAUCCAUGUCUAUCCCAUUAUUGAUCUGAACUGUCCAGUGUUAGUUGUUUAUGGUCACUUGAUGGUUAAAUGUGGCCUCAACGCCAGGUCCGUCUAGCGUGAGCAUCUCCACACGUGACCAUGUACCUCCUUCCCUCAAGGUAACAUGGUGUAUGUUGUGAUAAUUUAUAUGAUACCUGAAUGUUUUCCAUAUCUGCCUGUAUGUUAUUUGUUUUCCAUGACGUCUAGUUACAAAACAUGUAUAACAUGAUUAACUGUGUGCUUUAAACUCUGUCUGGAUAUGGUCAGAUGAGAGUGACAUAUUUGCCACUUGUAGCAAGAAGAACUAUUUAUGAAAGCAAUAAGCUAGUGAACAUAAAAUAUCUAAAUUGUUCGGUUAUUUUGCCCUGAAAUGUCAUACUUUGUAAAUAUUUGAUUGAGGUUAUAAGUAAAGUUUAGCUUAUUAUGCACAAGUUGUACCUAUGCAUGAUUUGAAGUUGGAGAUUAUCUAAGCAAACAAAAGGCAAUAUUCAGUACAGUGGCACCUCUUUAUCCAAGUACACAUGUACAUGGGAAACUAUGCCCAAUUGCUAUAAUAAACUCAGAAAUGAAAUCUGUAUUCUAUGAUGCUGUGUGGAUGAAAGGAGCUCACAGUGGCUCAUUCCACUGAAAUGUAAACAUGAGUUACAUGUUAAUGGUCUGACCUCAUGACCCUGUUUUAAAUCACUUCCCCCUUUAAUCUGAUGUAUCCUAUUCCUGUCAGCCAGGAUGGCACAUCAUCAUCGGCUUGUGAUCAGUGCAAUAGUUUCUUUGACAGAAGCUUGCCAGAGAAUUGAACAUUAUUCACUGGAAUGAACCGUUUCAGAAUAAUGUCAGCCCAUGCUGUGUGGUUAUCCCAAACAUGUACAAACCAUGGUGUCACAGCAGCCAAAAAGGCAGGGGUUCUUGCUUUAGGAAUUAUGUCUGGCCACAGGGAUGAGGUGUCCUUGAGUUUCAUAACCACUUGUUCAGCAUAAUUCUCUCAGCAAUAUACUGCAAUUACAGGUAGUCACAGCUUUUUAUGUUGUUCUUUUUCUGCCAUGUUCAUUCCUCAGUUCAUGCUCCAAGCAGUUGAUUCACAUCAGUUGUUUGUUGUAACUCACUUUCAUAGCCUGCAGUUGCUACAAUCUGCUGACAUUAAUGCUGGAAUCACAUCUUGCAACUUUUACAAUAGAAAAAUUUCAACUAAACAAAACCACUGUCAUAUAAUGCUGUUAAAAGUGUUGUAAAACCCAAUUCACUCAUUGUAAUUUUGGUCCAACAUCCUGCAUACUUUAUGUCAUGUACAUACAUGUAUAUAUUGUUUCAUUCUGUGAUAUUAGAACUUAUGGCCCCUUAUGGCAUCAUAUCAUGGAAAAUGUGACGGCGUGGCAGGUACAGUGGCAUGGUUCACCCGAACCUAUUCAUGAAACAAUGGCAUACUACCAUCUCUUGGUAGCCUGGUUAUAUUCAGUGCUAAUCCCUUUGUUUGGUGUGUCUGUUCCCAGCCUCAUCCUGGACACCAUUCGUGUGUCUGGUGGUGAUGAUGUUCCAUCAGGAUGAUUUGGCUUAGGUCGAAGAUUGUGGUACUGAGCCAGAGAUGUGGAACUUUGUCAUAUUAUCUUUUGUUCAAGCCUGGGAUAUGGCAUUCCAGCACCUAUCAGUGCCCUGGCUGUAGCCAGGACUAGAUAGUGCAGCCUGGUGAUUAGUUUGGACUAAUAGAACUCUCUGGGUGGAAUGUGAUGUCAUGUGUCACUCAUAAAGUCAGAUAGUUCACCAUUGGAUAUACAUGUAUGGGAUUAUUUCUCCUCUUCAACCCUCUUGGGAUUUACAUGGUUAAACAUGUGUGUGUGCGUGUGUGCAUGCAGAUGUACAUAUCACAAAUUUGAAUAUUUGGGAAAGGUACGGUGUGUGCAAAUAUAUGUAAAAACAUAAAAUUCAAUAAAUAUGUUUUAGAACG
Messenger RNA from Haliotis rubra (blacklip abalone), 6054 nucleotides. Its product is annotated as calpain-7-like. Gene Ontology annotation, molecular function: calcium-dependent cysteine-type endopeptidase activity. The record is from RefSeq and is a predicted model, not a curated record. The transcript is spliced from 21 exons. Gene Ontology annotation, biological process: proteolysis. NCBI's taxonomy places the organism in Eukaryota, Metazoa, Mollusca, Gastropoda, Lepetellida, Haliotidae.